Messenger RNA from Synchiropus splendidus (mandarinfish), 1998 nucleotides. RefSeq names its product synaptic vesicle 2-related protein-like. The record is from RefSeq and is a predicted model, not a curated record. Gene Ontology annotation, cellular component: membrane. Gene Ontology annotation, molecular function: transmembrane transporter activity. Gene Ontology annotation, biological process: transmembrane transport. Bases 78 to 1673 code for a protein of 531 amino acids. Lineage: Eukaryota; Metazoa; Chordata; Actinopteri; Syngnathiformes; Callionymidae. The transcript is spliced from 16 exons.
GAAAAGGAAGUUACCGCCCCGGCUGGUUUGACAAGAAUUGUUUGUGUCAUUGAGCUCCAUGUUCGUUCUAUUAAAAAAUGGCAACAUGGGAAGAGUCAGCGACGGUCGCUUACAAGCGCUGGAGAGAACCUGACGAUGGAAGGGGAGCUGAUUUUGCGGGUCACUUGGAUGAAGAUUUUGCUGCCGAUAAUGAGAUCUGCACAGUCACAGCAGCGACGAGACCCCAAGGAACUAUCACUCUUGAUGAAGCGCUGGACGCAAUUGGCUUUGGAAGUUUCCAAUGGAAGAUGUUUUUUCUCACUGGUCUGUCAUGGAUAGCAGACGCCAUGGAGAUGAUGAUCCUGAGUGUUCUGGGGCCACAGCUCCACUGUGAGUGGAGGUUGGAGGGUUACCAAGUGGCCGCCAUAACAUCGGUGGUGUUUUGCGGGAUGGGAAUAAGUUCACCUUUGUGGGGGAAACUGACCGAUAAGUUUGGCAGAAAGAUGGGACUUACUUUAGCUAUGUCGUGGAGUUUCCUCUACAGCUUGUUGACGGCAAUCGCUCCGAGAUACGGAUGGCUCUUGUUUCUGCGAUUUCUUGUUGGAGUCGGCAUUGGAGGAGCCCCUCAGUCGGUCACACUAUACUCGGAAUUUCUGCCAUCGAAGGUGCGAGGCAUGAGCAUCAUGUUGUUCGGGGUUUUCUGGGCCAUAGGAGCCUUGCUGCAGGUUCUGCUGGCCUUGUGGAUCAUGCCGGUCCUUGGUUGGCGCUGGCUGCUGGGAUUGUCUGCCUCUCCGAUGGCGCUUUUUCUCUGCUUGAGCUAUUGGCUCCCUGAAAGUCCUCGGUUUGACAUGUUGAUGGGAAGACGAGAGAAAGCCCUCAAAACUUUAGCCAACAUGGCCAAAGACAAUGGCAAAGAGAUGCCUGAAGGGCACAUCGUUAGCUUCAAACUGAAUCAGAGAGGACAAAUCUUAGCUCUAUUCAAGCCCCAGUAUCUCAGGACAACACUUCUUCUCUGGUAUAUUUGGUUUACGAUUGCUUUCUCCUACUAUGGCAUCAUCUUGUUGACAACUGAGAUGUUUCAAAGUGGCGACUCCUGUGGUGCCACCCAGGGCUCAAAGAAUGACCCAAGCUGCAUGAUGGAGUGUAAAUAUUUGACAGCAGAUGACUACAAAGAUCUUAUAUGGACCACACUGGGUGAAUUCCCAGGGCUAAUAAUAGUUCUGGUCGUGGUGGACUGUCUUGGCAGGAAGAAAAGCCUUACUCUGUGUUUCUUCAUGUUUUCUUUGUUCACUCUGUCCAUGCUGGGAUGCAUUGGAAGGACCGGCCUCACCAUUUUCAUCUUCAUCGCCAGAGCCUUCAUAACCGGAGGCUAUCAAGUGGCCUAUGUUUACACACCUGAGGUGUUUCCUACAGAAGCCAGAGCCAUUGGGUUGGGCACCUGCAGUAUGCUGGGAAGGCUGGGAGCUCUGAUCACUCCCUUUGUGGCCCAGGUGUUGCUCAGGUCCUCCGUCACUUUGACCGUCUUGGUUUACUGUGGCUUCAGUCUGGUGGCUGGUGUGGCCUCUUUGCUGCUGCCGAUUGAAACCCUCGGCCGAACUCUGCAGGAGACGGUGCCGAACCCAGAGUUAGCGGAAGCAAGAAGACGGUCGAAAUCUGAAACGGAGCCAAGUGGUAUGAAGGACUCGCAACAAUAGGAACCUUCCGAAAUAACAGACCAACUCUCAUGAAAAAUGAAGCUAUUUAAGUAAGCAGUGCCAAUAUUGAUGGUUAUUUUAUUUAUUUUUCUUGGUUGUUACAUGAAGUGGAAGAAGGUGUGGUUGGACUGGUGUCCCUCUGGUUUUGCCUGUUGACAAUAAAAAGCCAAAUGUGCUGAUGAGAUUUGCACUGAUGAGACUGACACACUUGCUUGCAUUUCUGCAUGAGAACUGUAUGGGUAUUUAUUUGUAUUUAAGCGAGUGUGAAUGUGACAAGUUUAUUUUUCUACUGAUGGUUGAAGAUGUCACUCCAAAUAAAAAAAAA